UAAAGAAUGUGAAUGCUACAAAAUUGACAUAUCGAGUAAUCUUACGAAUGUUAACAAUGGCAGUUAAAGAAAAACAAACAGAUGCUUCUACAGAUGAAAUAGAAUGGAAUGUUGAAAAUGAAAUUCAAUUAUUCUUUGCUAUGAAUGGACAUAAACCCGUUGGCAUUAAUAAAUAUUUUCACAUGGUCUGCAUAUGGGAAAAGUUUCGUGCCGCUAUUCACAAGGAUGUAUCAUUAAAAACAAUUUGGGAACAUUUGGAAUCAAUGUAUGAUCUAAUGGCUCUGGAUGACAUGGAGGAUUUACCAUUUCCUAGUCAAGAGAUAGAUUUUUCUUUACCAGAACAAGAAUUUUUGGGACCACUUAAAUCUCGUAAAAGAGAUGAACCAGAAUUAAAGUUAAAAGACAGAGAAAAAUUUAAGGAAUUCAAAAAAGAAAAAGACAUUAAAGAUCCUAUGAAAAAAGAUGCUAUUCUUCGUGAUAUAAAAGGAAGUAAAGAUAUUGAUAAAAAAAAAGAAGAACUUAAAAAAUAUGUUAAAGAUAUGGAACUAAAGAAAGAUAAACUCAGAGAAAUUAAAGAUGUUAGGAAAGAUUAUAAAUCAUCUAAAGGACGAUCAAAAGGAAAGGAUGAUCUUGAAGAAACAGCAUCAAAUGGUAAAAAAGAACGUAAAGAUUCUGAUUCUGGUCGUGAAAGUUUAAAAAGGGGUCCGAAACGACCAACUAGGCAGAGUAUGGAUAGCACAUCUAAAGCAUCUUCCAGUCCACGUGAUACACCUCCACCAAAACGAAGGAGAAUAUAACAAUUUAUAUAAAAUUAUUAUUAUGUGUAAAUAGUGUUUACAUUUUAAUAUAUGGACAAAAUGUGAAUCAUAUAUUUCUCU
This is a messenger RNA of Eufriesea mexicana, 878 nucleotides long. RefSeq names its product MRG/MORF4L binding protein (gene MrgBP). NCBI's taxonomy places the organism in Eukaryota, Metazoa, Arthropoda, Insecta, Hymenoptera, Apidae. Gene Ontology annotation, biological process: regulation of transcription by RNA polymerase II. Gene Ontology annotation, cellular component: NuA4 histone acetyltransferase complex; nucleus. Bases 48 to 797 code for a protein of 249 amino acids. The record is from RefSeq and is a predicted model, not a curated record. The transcript has 4 exons.